This is a messenger RNA of Gavialis gangeticus (Gharial), 4678 nucleotides long. Its product is annotated as trichohyalin-like. Lineage: Eukaryota; Metazoa; Chordata; Crocodylia; Gavialidae. The transcript has 12 exons. The coding region runs from base 257 to 2929 and encodes 890 amino acids. The record is from RefSeq and is a predicted model, not a curated record.
UAUCGGGGGGCGGAGCGGCCACCUGCCAACAAGCCCCUCGCUGAUUCGCUGCAGGGCAGGCUGGCGCCUACCAACUCCGGGAGGGGAGGAGUUGGGGAGGGAAGGGAGGAAGGAAAGAGGCGCUGCUGAGGCAAGGGGAGCCCUAGGGCGCCUCGGCUCGCGGGAACAACGCAUCCCGUGUGUCACCACCCUGCCAAGCCCGGCGGCCAGAACCAGCGGUCCGUUUCUGGCAUGUACACACGCUCCCCUCUCACAAAUGGAACCGUCCCAGGCUGUACCAAGCCCCAGGAAAGGGAGCUAUGUUCUGGGUACUCAACGCCGCCGUCGCAGAACUCAAGCGGGUGUUGGACACAUCCUCCCAGGGAGCAGGCGGGCGGGCCCACGACUUCCUUCACCGAAGGGAAGUGCAGGAAGAGGCUCCCCUUCUAGGGCUCCAGUUGGUUCCGUCGUCGGCGUCUGGUUGCUAGGCAACGCGGCGGGGCGCGCCCAUUCCGCCGGCGGUGCGGAUCGCCCCUCCGGGUGGUGCUCCCCGUCCGCACGUGGACAGCGGGGCAUCGUGGCACAGGUGGUAAAAUGGCGCAGUGAGUUAGUCAAAUGUUCUCUCAGUACCGUCACUGAAGCAGCAGCAUGGAUUAGAGCCCUGCAGUGUGGGGAUGGUGCAGAAGCUGCGUGUGCCUUGGCUGCAGCAUUUGAAGAUCCCGGGUGCCAGGCAGUGUACCUGGUCACGGAUGCUGUCCUUGAGAGCACUUCAGAGGAAAUCUGUCACUUUCUUAUAGAGACUGGGGAGUCACGCCCUGUGCACACUGUAUACCUGGUGGGAAAUCCAGGUGAUUUUGAAAGCCACACACAAAAAAUAAUGGAAAAAGUAGCCAGACAGUCUGGAGGAUCCUUUAGGGUGAUCAGCCUCCACACAGCUAGUGCUUCAGAUGAGGUAAACGCCAAAUGCUCAAAUGUCCACUGUUGCAGCGCAGUCAGUAAUCGUUCAGGUUGUUCAUUGCUGUUGGGGUGCCCUAAAAAACACUUUCCUACUUGUGGAUGGAGACCAGAUCCUCCUACUCUACCCCUGGCAUCGUCAGCAAAGGAGAAUUUAAUGGACAUAUCCCUAGAGGUACCCUAUUUACUGAGGGGGGUUCGGAUCCUAGCCAGGAGAGAGACUGAUGGGUAUUACUACCAAGGCCACAUUGCCCAACAGGUGAAGAGUUCUGGGGAACGGUUUUUAAUUGAGUUUGAGAGAAGUCGCUUACAGAAAGGCAAGGUGCAGCAUCGAAUGCAAGAAACCCCCCUCUAUGAUAUCAUCCAAUAUGAAGAUGCCAGGCGGUUGCCUCUAGCUCCAGGAGAUAGGGUCUUGGCACCCUGGGAGCCCAAAGGUGAACGAUAUGGCCCAGGCACUGUACUGCAGGUUGCAGAGAGCAAAGCAGCACAUUUAGUGCCUAAUGACAGAGAAGUGCUUGUGAAUUUCUGGAAUGGGCAGACUAAGAAGGUGCGUGCUGACCAAGCUCUGUGGAUCCCUUUGCCCUUAAGUGAGCGCAUCAUCUUAGAACUUCAGAUGCCCUUGGCAGCCAGGCAGAUGCUGGUGGAAUCCAGCUCAGACUAUCCCUAUGUUGUGACACCUGGUUACAGAGCAUCAGGGCACUGCAGACAUUUAGAUCCUGUUCACUGUCAGAGCACCUCACAAGUCCAGUCAUAUCCUGAUUGCUGUUUUCUGUGUCCGUCACUUUGCCAUUGCUGCCCUGUAGCCUGGGUACCCAUUAGGCCCAGGGUGACCAGAGUUCAAUCAGAUGAUGACCUGAUCCCAGGAACAAGCCUGACCAAAGAAGAGCUGAGCAGGAAGACAGAAGAGCAGCUGUCUAAAGGGAGCACCCCCACUUCAGAAUGGGUCUCCAGAGAGGAAGAGAAAGAAGAAAAAAAGGCAGCAAAGAAAGGAAGUGCCCCUAAAGACUUAGAAUCUUGGAUGGAGAACCCUCAGGAGUUGAACCGUGCCAGAGUUGAUAUGGCUGUCAACACAGACAGCUGCCUAAUGGAGUUAAUGCACAAAGACAGAGAAGGCAAGAAGUACCAUGAGGCUGACCCUGAGGCUCAUUUUAAGAAUGAUCCAGGUCUUUUACAGUCCAGAAUUGCAGAAGGUCCAGCCCAGCAAUCCCAAACAAACCCUUCCACUAAAGUCCAUGCUUUCAGCACUUCUGGUCGCCAAGCUUGGUUUCACCGAGUGGAUCAGUCUCUAAAGAAAGACCGCUUGACUAUUGAAUCUGCCCUGUGUGUGCGGAGACCCCACAGCUCUCCAACUGUGCAGAAAUCUGCAAUUACCAAUGCAACUGAAGAGAGCCUGAGAGAGGCAAACUUCGAUGCAGCCAGGAUUGAGCACAAAAGGCAGCAAGAGAAGCAGAGGCAGGUAAAGAGGGAGCAACAACAACUGGCAGAAGGCCUGAGACGCCAGCUGCUGCAGGACAGCCGCAGGCAGAGAUCUCUUCAGAGAAUGUUGCAAGGGUUGGAGAAGCAGCUGGAGCACAAUGAGCAGGCCUGCCAGCACAUGGUACAGCUCCAAGCUGCCAGGGCAGAGAGGAACAGAAAGGAAUCCUCUCUGCAAGAGGAGGAGAAAAAAAAGGAGACUCAAAGGCUGCAGUUCCUAAAGGCACAGCGUCUGCAGAGAGAGAAAAUUCUGGCAGAAUACAAUGACAGGAUCUCUGACCACAACAAAAAGAGACAGGAUUUGCUCAGGACCAGAAGGCAGUCCCAACAGGAGAUCUUGAAACAAGAAUUACAGGAGCAGCACGCUCAGCAGAGAAAGCAUGAGGUUACCAAAUGGAGAGCAUUCCAAAAGCGGGACCAGUUGCAUCAGAGACUGGAAAAGGAAUGCCAAAAACAUCAGGACCUCCAGCAGUACCUCAGGGAGCAGAGCCUUUUGAUGCUCCGUGCCUCCUUGCUGUUGUAAAAAGGCUGCAGUGCAGGUAAUCAGUCCCCUGAGCACUAUCUCACGUCUGCUAUAUAUGUUGUAGAUGUGAACCAAUGUACUGGGCCUGAGUUAUAAUGCAGUGAUGAGAAACAGAUGACAGUCAUUCUUGGAAAUAUUUAUAUCUCCUCUUGAGCAUAGCCAGAGUCUAUUUGCAGGUACCCGUCCCUCACAAACCUUUCUUGUUGGAGAGGUGAAUCUAUCUGCUGUGAAGACAGUCAGGUCAGUAAAACUGCUGGCUGGUUUCUAUUUUGUCUUACAUGCUAAAUAUGUAGUGACUUGGGAGGUGGACACAAUCUAGAAUAGAGAUGAGAUAUAACAUGCAUCAAAGAUGUUUGCAUUGUGAUGUGCCAGGACAAAAAAUCCAGCUCUGUUGAGUUUCUGACAGAACCGUCCAGCCAGGGAGCAGAAAGAUGACAGGCUGUCUCCUAUAGAAGACCACUGAGACUAGACCUGCUGCGCUGUCUUCUGAACUCUUUAGUGCCAAGAAGAUAUAAACCAACUGAGGGAGUUCAGAGAAGAACAGCAAAAUGGCAGAAGGGUUUUAGGACUAACUCAUAUAGGAGACAAAGAACACAAAGCAUACUACUACCAGGCAAGGGGACAUCAGGCUGUAAGUACUUUCAAGCUACAAACCCAGAGGGACAAAAUGCUGUAUGCUAGUAAAAGGGGUAUGGGUUAGGACUAGGGAGGGGGAAAGACAAACAAUCAAGGCAAAAAAAAGUCUGGAGAAGCUUCGUGAAAGGGAGAGUUAGCAGGCUGGUUAACUGUCCCAGGAGACAGAUGGAAGUCACAACCCUCCCCCCCCCCAAUACCCAUUUAAAAGUAUUGGGUUGUAUUGUUGGGGAUAGUCCUGGACUGGCAGAAGAAUAAGCCUGCUAAGUGUUUUUCUGCUCCUUAUGGAACAGAAGACUGAGAGCACUUUUCUUCUGCACAAGGUUACUAAAGUGUGUUUAAUACACAAGAAGCCUGUAGAAUAGGAAAGGCAGUCGUAUGGCAUUCUAUCAGGGGUACAACUAGGACAUGGGUCACUGGGGCUUGACAAGGUCCAGACCAGAGUCACGAGUCAGGGGGUCUAGAGCAGGCAGCUGUAGGUAUAAAGGACUGGGACAUAUGUGAUCAGCAGACUGGAGCUAGCUGUUGAAAGAUGGGUGUCUGGUCUGGAAUAAGGAGUCAGCAGGAAGGAACCAGGAAACUAGGAAUCAGUAUGCAGAACCCUAAGAACAAGAAGUCAGAUGCUUGAGGGUAGGCAGAAACUAAGCUGUUGAGCACACAAGAGCUGCUUUUAUAAGCAGGCAGACACACCCAUGCAGGCAACUGGGGCCACCUGGAAGCAGUUAAGCUGCUGACAGCCUGGCCUGCUCAGCUAACAAGGGCCAGCUGGGGGCUUUUCAGCUUGUCUGCUGCCUGGACUUGUGAGGCAUUCUUCCCAGUGCACGUGCUAUAGUGGCAUGGUAUCCUGUGAGAGCCCUGAAAAAGGGGAAGUCAGGGAAGAGUUGUGCAUAAAGUUUGUGGUCAUAGAAAUAGCUUAAUUCACAUGGCACAGUGAGGUGUCAGUGUCCAACCUGCAGCAUUCAGCACAAACUACCUUGAAGUUUCUCCUCCCAGUCAAGAGGACACUUGCAAACAAGACAGUUGGUGGAAGCACGGUAUGUGAGUAAGCUGGACUGCUUGUUACCAGGAUUGGUGCAGAGGCAGAAAGGAGUCUGUACAAGAGAUCAGAGCUUUGGA